Messenger RNA from Psylliodes chrysocephalus, 8164 nucleotides. Lineage: Eukaryota; Metazoa; Arthropoda; Insecta; Coleoptera; Chrysomelidae. The record is from the annotation of a GenBank genome assembly.
AAGCUACGCUGCUGCUAGUACAAGAAUUAUUUUUUUUGCAAUUUUAUUUCUAAUUCUAAUUACAUAGCUAGUUCUUCCCUUUUGCAAAGUGCAUAUUGAAACUAAAAUUCAAAGUCAAUUAUUCUUUAGUUUUUGUACGUAUUUUUGAAAAGAUCUCGACUGAAUGACUGCUCUUCCUAAAGCGUUUGGAACUCAGCAAAAGUCAAUGACUUGGCUGGCCGAAUGACCCUUAGGUUGGUCGGAAUCGAUGUUUAAUUUCUCAAUAGCAUCAAAUUUGUUUCAAAAGUCAACCAGAAGAACUUUGAACCGUGUUUUAAACUUUGCACACUUAAUUUGGAGCACUUUGAGUACUAAUCAACUUACAAUGCACGAGUCAAGAAAGAGAUACCACUCCCAUUCUAGAUCCAAGUCUCAGUCUCCUUCUAGAGACCGAAGUUAUGAUCGUAAACGCAAUAAAAUUUAUUCUAAUGGGAGAGAUCGAGACAGAGAUGGCAAACGUAGAAGAAUUGAAUCCUAUGAUAGCCCCUCUUACAAGAAAUCAGUGAGUAGUCAAAGAGCGCACCGAUCUCGGCAGUAUGAAAGAGGAUCCAGUGCAGAGAAAAGAUACAAACGAAGUCGUAGGAGGUCACGUACAUCAAAGAAACACCGCCACUACCACGACAAGAAGAAGCACAGGAGGUCGUCGUCAACGGAGCACAAGGGUUCCAAAACACCAUCAGUGGAGGACGAUGAUGAGGGACAUCUUAUUUACGAGUCUGGGGAUAUUCUUCGUGACAGGUACAAAAUUUUAGGUACACUUGGUGAGGGUACUUUUGGGAAAGUGGUAAAAGUCAAGGAUUUAGAAAUGGAUCACUACAUGGCAUUGAAGAUAAUCAAGAAUGUUGAAAAAUAUAGGGAAGCUGCUAAAUUAGAAAUCAACGUUUUAGAAAAGUUAGCUGAUAAAGAUCCUGAUUGUGAACAUCUUUGUGUUAAAAUGUUAGAUUGGUUUGACUACCAUGGUCAUAUGUGUAUUGCUUUUGAAAUACUAGGCCAAAGUGUGUUUGAUUUUCUUAAAGACAAUAACUACCUACCUUAUCCACUAGAACAAGUCAGGCAUAUUGGAUACCAAUUAUGUUAUGCAGUUAUGUUCUUACAUGACAUCAAACUAACCCACACCGACUUGAAGCCAGAAAAUAUUCUCUUUGUUGAAUCUGACCAUGAUAUUGUAUUUAAUAGCAAGAAAAGAAAAGAUGUAAAGAGAGUGAAAAGAACUGAAGUGCGUUUAAUUGAUUUUGGCAGCGCUACUUUUGAUCAUGAACAUCAUAGUACAAUAGUCUCAACUCGCCACUAUAGAGCUCCUGAAGUUAUAUUAGAAUUAGGCUGGUCUCAACCAUGUGAUGUCUGGUCCAUUGGCUGUAUUCUCUUUGAAUUAUACUUAGGCAUAACUCUUUUCCAAACACAUGAUAAUAGAGAACAUUUGGCUAUGAUGCAGAGAAUUCUCGGUGAAAUACCUGCCAGAAUGGCUAGGAAAACAAAAACAAAAUAUUUUUAUAGAGGAAAAUUAGAAUGGGACGAAAAAAGUUCUGCUGGAAGAUAUGUAAGGGAUAAUACUAAACCUCUCUUAAGGUAUAAACAAUUUGACGAUACAGAUCAUAAUGAAUUAUUUGAUUUAAUAUUUAAAAUGUUAGAAUAUGAACCCUCUGAAAGAAUAGUACUAAAGGAAGCUUUAGAGCAUCCAUUUUUUAAUAAGAUCCCAUCCCACCAACGACUCUUUGAACACCGAACACCCGUACGGAGAGAUAGAAGUUUAUCUACGUGAAUGUAUUUUAAAUAUAUUAAGAAUAUUUUAUCAAACAUUUAAGACAACUAGAAAAUUACAUUAUUUUUCUUUAAUGAAUUCUCAGUCGACAAGAUAAGGAUUAUAAUUCAAUUUUAUAUUUAUUGUUCUACUUGUCUUAAAUUUAUUUAUUAAAAUAUUUUAAGAGGCUUAAGGUAGUUUAGAGAACAUCUUUUAUAUUUCAGGAUAUGUUCAAGAGCAUAUUUAUCUUUGAAUGAUAGAAAUCCUUAAGGAUGUUCAUUACAAAACUAAUUGUAAUUUUGUCUAAUGCUAACGAAUUUGUUUAUUUUAUUAGGUGUCCUUUUGUGACCAUUGAAGAACUCUUCUGUGCUGUAUAUAGUGGCAGGCAUUUGCUACUUGAGGGGUCAAUAACGAACUCCAGGACAAGAAUUUCUUCCCGAAGAUAAAUUAAAAUGGAAACUACAAGACUUUAAACCGUCCAAUAUUAAAAAUGUAUUUUUUUAAUAAGUAUCGAAAUUAGAAGCUACUACCUACUCUUAAGUGUGAUGAAUAUUUCUUUAUUGGUAAGAAAAUCUUAAUUGAUUUUAAACUAUUUCACUAAUAAAUUUUUAUUUGUCCAAAUUUUUACUUCUCAACUAGGUAACUAUACAAAAUAAGUUUUUAACCAAAUCAAACUAGUAAAAUGUUUUUUCUACGACCACCAUUCAAAACGCGCGCCUCAAUUGGUAAAGUUAGCAUUUCUCACAAUACCAUAAAAACUGACAUAUGUUUGCGGCAAAGUGACAUAAGCAUUUAAUAUUUUGACUUAUACCGAUUGCGUUCAAUUAUUCUUGUCACUGUAGAUACACAGAUGAUAGUUCAACAGGUAAUUUAUUUGUAUCCUGCUCCAAAUCACUGAAUAUUAAUAUGAUACUGAUGCACCUUUGGACACCUAGUUUUUGAAAAGAGUUAUCUACCCAGGUAACAAUAAUUAUACAUUCUUAGUACCUAUAUACUUUUUAAGAAUAUGCAUUUGAUAAGAAUAUAUUUUAUUUGCAUUUAGAAAAUUCUCAGAAUAUGUAUAUGUUGCAGGACGUUGUUUACGUGUGGUAUGUAAAUGCUGUGAAUAAUCUCACGUAUUUAAUAAUUAUUCAGGGUUCGAAAAUAUGAUAUUUAUAUAAAUAUAUCACAUGAUAUAUAUCAUUUUUAAAAUUUUAUUAUUUAAUUAAAAACAAUAUUGUUUCUUGCACAAACUAUAUUUUAAAUUUUAACAAAAACAUAUAUUCUAAAUAACAAAACCGUUUAUUCUAACUCAAAUUAAAAAGAAGAAACAAAAAUAAUAAAAUAAACGGAUUUUAACAUUAUUUUAUUAACAUUAAUAUUUUAACACAAACACAAUUAAAAACCUAAAAAUUUUAUUAUAACAUUUAUAUAACUAAUUAAAAAGAAAAAUCAAAACAAACAGAUUUUAACAUUAUUUUGUUAACAUUGAUAUUGGUAUAUCCUCAUUAGGGUGAGCCAAAAUGACUAACCUAUCGAAUUUAUGGUCUCAAAAGGGUUUAUAUGUUGAAAAAAAAUUCUCCCAUUGAGAAAUUUUUUUUAACUCAAUUUUAAAAGAUGUCGGUGGCCAUUUGAAAUUUCCCAUUUAAAUAACACGCAAAAUAAUUUUUGUCCUUUUAAAAAUGCUAUAACUUUUGAACCGUUUGAGAUAGAAACUUUAUCCAGGCAUAUUCUUGUAGCGCAUGAAAUUCUCUAAAAAAAUACUCUGUAAUUGAUUUUUUACCUCCAAAAUUCAUAUACUUACGGGCUAUAAAAGUUGCUGAAAAACAACAUAUUUAGUAAACAUGUCCGUUUUUCAACACAUCUACUUAGGGCCGGUAUUUUCUGCCUCUGAUUAAACACACGAUUAUAAAAGGACGUGGUUAAUUUAACCGAAUAAUAUAGCCAUGAUUAAGCAUUAUUGACUACGAUUAUAGUAUCUAUAAUUCGGGGUUUAGUAAACAUGUCUGUUUUCAUCAACUUUCAUAGCCCGUAAGUAUAUGAAUUUUCGAGGCAAAAAAAUCAACUCCGGAUUAUUGUUUUAGAUAAUUUGCCUGGAUAAAGUUUCUAUCUCAAACGGUUCAAAAAUUAUAGCAUUUUUAAUGGACAACAAUUUUUUUGCGUGUUAUUUAAAUGGGAAAUUUCAAAUGGCCACCGACACCUUUUAAAAUUGAGCUAAAAAUUUUUCCCAAUGGGAGAAUUUUUUUUCAAUAUAUAGACCGUUUUGAGACCAUAAAUUCGAUAGGUUAGUCAUUUUGGCUCACCCUAAUCCUCAUCUGAUGAAUUAUUAAUAUCAAUAAUUUUAUUCCUGUUAGUGACAAUAAUGCCAGAAUCUUCAAAUAUGGCAGGUUCCCAUGCCCAGUCAAAGUUGGUUUUAUUUUUGUCUAUAUUUUGAUUCAUACACUUAAACAGCAAAAACAAAUCGUGGCGAAGCUGUAAAUUCCAAAGUUGGCGCGGCGAUGCUUGCGUGACAAAUAAAUCGCUACAGUUUUUAUACUUUUCUACCGGGGCGUAUUGAGACAUUUUCGAAUGUUUAGUAUGGUGGAAAACAUUUUUAAUUUAAUAAAUAAAAUUAUCGAAUAUAUCGGAUAUAUAUUAAGGUAUAAAUAUCAUGAUAUAUAUCCUUCGAACCCUUAUUAUUAUCUUAUUUCAUUUGUUAGUGUGUUCUAAGUAUGUGCUUAGUAAUUUAAUUUAGCAUAUACUAGAUACCCUAACACAGGAUGUUUCAUUAAUAUUGAACAUUUAAGAAUAAAGAGUACUACCUAUAUAAUGGGGGCGACGACGCGAUGCACUGCUUAAGCAUAAUAAAAAUUGAGAAUAAGUAUGUCAUUCUUCUAUUUUUUCUUCACUUUCACAUGACGUCGAAAAAACAAAAAAAUCAACACCAUCGUACAACCAAUAAACAUUGUUUAUGGUAUAAACUUUAGUCAGAAUAAGGUUGUGAAUGUUUUUUGGUCUGAACACUAAUGCAUUUACUAGCGAAUUAUCAGAGGCUAAAUGCGACAUGUGGGAAAAAUUCAUAUAAGUAUAUAAACGUGUUUUUAUAUUUCGUGUUAAUUUUUACCUGUAAGCAUUAGAACGUUCUCAGAGGUACAUACUGGGUAUAUGACCUUUAGUAUCUUCUAAGAAUGUCCUAUUAAAUCACGUGCUUAGUAUACGCUUUUUAGAAUAUACUUUUAAGGUACGUGCUCAGUAAGUAUGAACUUUCUAAAAAGGAUAUAGAUAACAAACGGAACAUUCUUAGUAUAUUCAUAGAACGUUGAUGUUAUGUGGGUACUCUGAUUAGUUUUGUAUUCUAUGAAUUGACAGUGGAGCGUCAAAACAUUUUAAAAUUAAAUUUUACCAAUAAGUUAAAUUAAAAAUUAUGUAUCUAUAAAUUCAUUUGUUAAGUUCGUUAUACACAAUAUAAUAUGCGUCUAUGUAAUGUUACGUUGUUUUAAAAUAUCUAAACGUGUGGUCGUAGAAAAAAUAUAGUGUGCAACAAGUGCGGAAAGUGAUACUUUCCCACUCGCCUAAGGGCUCGUGGCUCAGACUUCUGCGCUCGUGGGGAAAGUAUCGCUUUGCGCACUUGUUGCAGAACUGCUAUUAUCUUUGAUUAGUGGCAUUAAAUAAGAAUGUUGUUUUUGAAUAUAACUAUUAUAAAAUCUGGUAUUUCUAAAAUAAUUGUUAUACGCCUAUUGGUUACUUGGUUUUCCAAUUUUUCCUUCCAAUAACUUUACUCUUUUAGGUGCAGAAAAUCUAGUGUAUUUUUCUAUAUUCCAUAGGAAAUAGUCCAAAUACUAAAAAUCAACUCCAACUGGAUUUAUUUUAUUUUUAAAAUGCAUUUUUUUCUUCGUCAAGUCGGACCAUGAAAAAUACUUUUUUAUAAAAGCGUCAUCUACUAUAGAAUAGUAUUUACGAACAUGCAUAGGUAGUAUUUAAAUCACAAAAGACUUAAGUUCCAUAUGUUAGCUGAUAUUUGCUUAAUUUAGUUUAUAUAGUACAAGAUAGAAUUAUUCAUAUUAUUAUUAUUUAAAAUAAAAAUUAAAACCCAUUGGUAAUUCGUAUUGGAGUACAUCGUCCCCUAAAAAGCAAGUUAUAUUUAAUGUGUUUUUAAAAGUUAAGUGCAGGUAUUAUAAAAUUAUUGUGUAUAAUUUUAUGACGAUUUCAUUUACAGCAAUAUAACCUAUUCAGGUAAAAGGGUCUGUUUUAUAAUAUAUAGGGUGCUUCUAAAUAAACAUCGUGCACAUACGGAAGGGGGUAUUUAUUUGGCUUAUUUCAUGACUAAAAGUUACCGAUCUAUUGGGUGUUGAAAUUUCAAGAUUUUUCUUGUUUUUUUCUUUAGAGCUCCUGCAGUUUUAUUUAUUUAGCUCAAAUUUGGAAUCUAGAUUGGGUAUGUCAGAUGGUUGUUGAAUCUACAGGGUGAUAUUUUUUCAGGAGUCAUGUUCCCUUUUCCCCUCCUGAACUUUUUUUCUGUGCGCCAUUGGUAGAUUCUAAAAUAUAAAAUGAAUUUUCUGUUUCGUUUAGAAACACUUCGUUUCUGCGACCGUUAUCGAGAAAAAAAAUUAAAAACGAUUUUCUGUAGAAAUUAUUUAUUUUACAAUACAAAACACCUAUAAUUAUUAAACUACAUUAUAACAAAUGUUGAAAGUGACCCACUCCUACCCUUAUUGCAUUUUAAAUUAUUUGAGCUAAAUAUCUCAAAACUUGCAUGAGCUCUAAAGAAAAAACAACAAAAAUCUUGAAAUUUCAAGAUUUUUUUUAGAUCGGUAACGAAGCGUUUGCGGACCUGUUUAUAUGAACUUUUAGUCAUGAAAUAAGCCAAAUAAUUUACCCCCUUCCGUAUGUGCACGAUGUUUAGGACAAAGGGAAAUUCAAAGUCGAAUUGACCGAAUUUUAAAAUCUAAUACUGAUAAUUAAGAACUAUUAUUAGCGUUUUUUUUUUUUAAAUAGGUAUGAUUUCUUGCUUUUGAGGGGACGAUAUGUAGAACUCAUUUCUCUAGUAAAAAUAACUAAUUUAGUACUUUUUUGAAAUCGCUUCUUUCAAGAAUUUGGUAGAUUUUGGCCAAUUUAAAAAAAUUUAAGCUCAGUAAAAUUGUUUUGAAAUAAACAAUUUAUUUUACAUAUAUGUACUAUGUACUAAUUUUAAAAAAUAUAUUUUUUUUAAAUUUAUAAUCGCUAUAUGGCUAAUUUAUAUUAAAUCUGCUCUUUAUUUUUCUUCAUAGGCAUAAUUCGUGGAUCGAAGACCUGUGGAAUACAUAUUUGAAAUAUAUUUUAUAUUAAUAAAUAUUUUUAUAUAGCCUUGAAGUUUUAUUUUCCUAUUCUCAUUGAUUAAUAAUUGUUGAAUGAAAAAAUACCUAGAUACACACUUUAAGUAUCAUGUCAAUAAAGUUUUAAAAAGAAAUUUGUCUACUUUGAACUAAUAAUUUUCUUGUAUUUUAAGAUUAUUUGGAAUGCGGUAAGUACCUAUUUUGUAGCUCACUUUGCAGCAACUACAUGGUUACCCAAAAAUCGUAUCUAAUUUUUUAAUUAUCAUAUAAUUGAUGAUAUUGAGCUAUGAAAUAGCUUUUUUUAGUCGUUUUGAAAAUUAGAUUGUUUUCUUUAAAAUUGCCAUUUUCGAGUAUACCUAGGUUGUUGCGGCAAAUGAGCGGUAUCAUUUUUAUUCAUAAAUAUCGCACAUCCGGAGAGUCAUUUGAAAGUUUUACCCUCAAAUAUUUUCUCAUUUUAUUGUUAUAUUUAUUACAUUGCUGUACCAGAUAAGCAGAAUACGCAAAGUCACUUUCUAAUACUUUUGCAUUAACGUUGCACCGGAUGUGUGAUAUGUGUAUAAAUUAUUAAUUUUUUUUGACUUGGUAGCAUGAUUUAACUAUAUUACAUUUUUUUUCUACACCCACAUGGACAUUAGCUUAUCUACGCACAGACUACAAAAUGAAAAAGUAUGUCAUUGCGUUCAACUGAACGAAUAUAUUUCAUAUCCAUUCUAGGUAGUGCAAAAAAAUUAAAUCCACCAAUCACAGUUCAUAUUUUAGGACUCUACUAUUAUUUUUAAAUAAGUGACAAUCCUGUCAAACUAAUUGUCAGUAUAUUUUUUAAUUAUUAAGAUUAAAUAUGUAAUAAAAUGAGUUAUUUUUGUGUAGAAACGAUAAAUAAUCGUAAAUAAUAGCAUUUCGAUUUUUAUUUGAACCCUAUUUUGAAACAAUCAAAUUUUAUACAAACUGUAUGAAACUUUUAAUUACGAGUAUCAAAAUCGUAAAAGUGGCCAUAGAGGCAUGGACAGAGUACUUGACUUACACGCAAAAAACCGGGGAUCGAUUCUCGGCUGGGCAGUAAAAUUCAUAAAUUAUUUUAUCUUAAUAACCUAAAAUAUUUUUUUAAUUAGUAGAUUUCUGU